Messenger RNA from Ixodes scapularis (black-legged tick), 2518 nucleotides. RefSeq lists its product as uncharacterized. The record is from RefSeq and is a predicted model, not a curated record. NCBI's taxonomy places the organism in Eukaryota, Metazoa, Arthropoda, Arachnida, Ixodida, Ixodidae. Gene Ontology annotation, molecular function: protein dimerization activity. The transcript has a single exon. The coding region runs from base 486 to 2405 and encodes 639 amino acids.
GUAAUCGAAACAUUAUUUAUUAUUUUGUUCCGGAGUGAAACCGAAAAAUGUUCUUAUCGGUUUUCGGUUCAAUGGGAAAUAUCAGGUAUUUCAGUAAUUUGUUUCACGCAGCGAAGAGACUGCCGUUGGUUUGUGCCAUAAUUAAAGAGAAGACAAGCAAGCCAUCGCCCCCGCGUCUAAACUCCGGGCGAACAAGCAUAGCAAAAACAAAGACAAAAAUACAAAGACAAACAAAAAAACAUGACGCAAGGCGCCAUUGCUUCCCACCAAUGAGAGCGCGGUGGCGCGACGCCUCCACACGCUCUCAACGCUCUCUUUGGCUCUUGCGCCCUUUCCCUCCACGCUUUCUUCGGACGACACAGGCACACAACAGACUACGGCAAGCGCGGGAAGUUUGCGACACGGCGUUGUAGAAGUCCAUCUUUUGUUUUUCUACGGGUACGGCAGUCUGAGACUCUGUUGCAAAAGUGUACUUCUUCAUCCCUAUGGGGCGCGAGAGAACUAAUCGCGCCCGAAAAUUUUUCAACUAUGACAGCGUCUCAAACAAAUCGACGUGUCAGAUUGAAGACUGCCAGCACGUUGUUUCUGGAGACCACGGCGGAAACUUGGAGCGCCAUUUGCAGCGGCGCCACAAAGAGGUAUACGGCAAGUUGCUUGCUGAAAAAGCCACAAAGCGUGUUGUACUAGGCCGGGAUGAAGACUCUCCUGCCGCAAAGCUCAGGCAAGUGGACAUAACAAGCAUGCUUCAGCCGACUUCAUCGAAGUGCGUUUGGCUUGAAAUAACGGAGGACAGCAUAAUGAAAAGUUGCGUCGAGCUCGUGACGAGAAACGGACGGCCGUUCCGACUCGUCGAUGACUCCGGCUUUCGACAGAUUAUUGAUCCGGUCCUCAAAGCACUCGGCGCCAGACGGGCUAUAACAGCGGCGACUGUUAAGGACAGAGUCCAGGAAGAAGCCAAGAGCAAGCGAGAGGAGAUUUCUUCGUCGCUUAGAGGAAGGAUGUUUUCUCUCAAAAUUGACUGCGCGUCCCGACUUGACCGGGCUUUGCUCGGAAUCAAUGUACAGUACGCGGAAAAUGGAAGGCUAGUUCUUCAGCCAUUGGCCAUGAAGGAGCUUUUUGACAGACACACUGGGGAACACCUGAGGCUUCAAGUUAAAAGCACACUGUCUCGCUACGACCUCAGCAUCAGCCAAGUCUACAGUGUAACAACCGACAACGGAGCUAACAUGCUGAAGGCUGUUCGUCUUCUCGGUGAAGCUGAUGAUGAAAGUGAUGACUGCAGUUCAGACGAAGAGGCCGACAGCGGCGAGCACGCAUUUGGAACCUACGGCUUAAUCUCUCUGCUGGACAACCCAGAGGUUACUCACCUUCCAGGUCUUGACGACGCAGACUUGAUGUUAGGCGUCAGGUGUGCCGCGCACACACUUCAGCUGGCCGUUACUGAUGCCCUCAAAGAGUCUGGUUCCUGCACCAUCGUCGCAGAGUGUCGCGCGCUCGUGAAGAAACUCCGCGUACAGAGUGCUAUGGGCUUGAUAAGGAAGCUAGGGCUAAAAAAGCCUGUCAUCGAUUGCCCAACACGAUGGAUGUCGACGUUGAAUAUGUUGGUCAGGUUGACUGAAUUGAAGAGCUUCGUCGAGGACUUUCUAUCGGAGGAAGAACGCUCCCGCUGGAUCGAAUGCAUGUGGGCAGAAGUUGAAAUGCUCACGGUGGCCCUUGAGCCGGCACAAGUGGCCACGAAGAAGCUUCAGAGAGAGCAGCUGACAAUUGGAGACUUCUAUGAUGCAUGGUUGACCUGUGUCUUAAGCACCUCCAAGAUACUGUCGCCACUGGCAAAGGCCCUGGUUAAGUUCAUGAAGAAGAGAGAGCGAGAUCUCUGCGACACAAAUAUUUUUUGCGGUGCACUGUACAUGGAGCCACGCUAUCGCCUUCUUCUUACCACCGAGCAAAAAUGCCAAGCAAGGCUGCACCUGAGCAAGACCUGGAAACGAAUUACAGGCCUUCAACCGAAGCAGGACAUCAAAUACAUCCAAGCAAGCGUGGCAGCAGCUCCAGCGGAGCCACAAGAUGCCCUCGAAGCGUUGCUAAAGGAAAAGGAAGCUGAGGCUGGCGCUCACCCUGAAGCAGGUGGGCUAGGCCCAGUGGACAUCGCAUGUUUGUUGGAAAUGCUGGACAAAGAAGCACGCCUUCCAAGAACCACAAAUGUACUGGCAUUUUGGGAAGAGCGGAAGGAACGCCAACCGGAACUGUAUUCUUUAGCGAAAGUUGCCCUAGGUGUGCCAGCCACACAGGUCAGCGUGGAGCGGGCAUUCUCGGCGCUGAAAUUUAUUUUAUCGGACCAGAGGUCUUGCCUUUCACUGAGCACACUUGAUGACGUGCUGUUUCUGAGAUCAUGCUCGGUGCCUUGAUCAUGAUCUCAUUCUCAAGGCAAUGAACAUGAUCUCAGAAGCAAUGUCGUUUCCGCGGAUUCCUCUAGAGCGCCUGAAUUAUAUAUUUUUGUGUAAAAAUAAACGUUACGUUC